UAAAAUUAAUUAUAUAAAAACAGAUAUUUAAAUUACCAGUGGAUAAUGGGGAUUGUUACAUCAUCUAUGUACAGUUGUAUAGUAUUGUCUUGUGACGGCUUUCGAGGUGUGGGCGGUUGUUGCGCGGCCAGCUGCGCGUGCAGCGUGGUGGUGGGCACGCUGCUCAUGCUGGCCUUCGCCGCCGUCUCCGUUGGCUACAACUACUGCUAUGUCGCCACGCGCUCCAACGCUAUUGAUAAUGCAACAAAACCGGACACAGCGUACCACAAGCUAGCCUACGACUGGAUCCUGGGCAACCACGCAGCGGCGGCGGCGGCGAGGCGCGCGGCCGACGAUGCAGCCCCGCAGUUCAGCUCCGACGCCAACGACACCCGCCUCGUCGAGCUGAUGAUGAAGAGGCUGGCCGCUCGCGGGAAGACGGCUAAUAUUACUGUUAGGCUGCUGGCGAAGCUGUGAAGAGGUAAACUUGCCAAUGAUUCAUCGGUGUUGCCAAUUCAUCGGUGCUUUUAAAGGAACUUUAAAACGAAUUCAGCUCUGAUGCCAACGACACCCGCCUAGUUGAGCUGAUGAUGAAGAGGCUUGCAGCUCGUGGGAAGACGGCUAACAUUACUGUUAGGUUGCUGGCGAGGGUGUGAAUAGGUAAACUAGGUGAUUCAUCGGUGCCAACUUCAAAAGUAUUUUUACUUGCCUUUAGGUUACUAGUUACUACUAUAGUAUGGUGUUAUAUUGCAUGCUUGUGCAGUUACUGUCAACUUCAACUGGAAAAUAUAUAAGUAUUUAGGUGUACCUUAAUCCGCUUAAUCGUAAGUUCCGUUAGUAGCCUACGUUACUCUCAGAGACCUACCGAUAUUCUUGCAUGGUCAUUGUCUUUACAUAGGUACAAAAAAUACCUAUCGUACCUUUUCACAUUACAAAUCAGAAGAGGUACUACAGCUGCGUACAUAACAAGUUACGGUGAGUUAUGUCCGGAAUUUACUUAGGACACAAAGAAAGAAACUGGAGGUAGGUUUAGCUGAAAAUGAAAUAUUUCCGCUGUUGUGCUUUGAAUAUAAAACAAGUUUUGAAUAUCCUGAAUUUCCAUUUGGUAUUAAAAAUGUUGAUAAGUGGUAUGGUUGAAAUAUUUUUUAAUUAUUUAACAGUAAAGUACCUAUACCGAGGCGUGAUAUAGAUUUUGUUUGCUCUACCAAUUAUUACCUACUGCAAUAGUAGAUAUGUACCUACUUCAACAAAUAGAACUGCAAAUUGAUGUCGACUUCAGUUUAUUCAAUACCAUAACAUAGAAGCAAAUAAUAAUAAAUUGGUGGUUGAAUAAACUAGAGAGACUUUCCUCAUUUUACAUUUCAGCCAAUUACUCUAAAAGGCCGGAGGCAUGACAAACUAACACAAAAGUGUGAAAAACUGUCUAAAUAUAGCACAUAGCACCUGAAUAGAACAAAACAGCUGGUUCAGUAGGUCUCGAUGUUUGGGUCACGAAGAGUCUCCGAGCGACGCGAAGUGAGCGGCUGUAGGCCCGUCAUUGAGCGCGGGGCGGCGGCGGCGGUGGCGGGGGCGGCACGCAUGCGCCUCCGCCCUACACCAGCCCGAUUACCUUCCGACACACACACAGCCCGUGCAGUAAAUAAUCAGAUACCAAACUUUAAUUGCUUUUCGUUAAUCAAAGCGGCCAGUAUGAGCGCUGCCGUAAUAAUCGCCGCGUUCGGAACAUGAGGCCGUGUGGAGCGCUCAGCAAAUAGAGUUUGUAACGGUAGUGCGGUGAUGUCGGUCGGGUGUGGUGUGCGGCAGUGAGAGAGCGCCGCCGCCAUGCGCUGGCCGCCGCGCUCCGGAGUGCUGCGCGCCAAGCAGCGGGCCAACCUCAGCUUCUUCAUCUUCAUCAUAUUCUUUGUGGUGUUCGGCAUGAUCAUGUUUACUGAGCUGCUUCGCGUCGACUUGCGGGGGCUGCCCAUGAAGUCGCACUAUGACUCGCAGAGCUGGGACACGCGGACGGAGAGUGGCGUGGAGGCCGAGCCGCCGCCGCCCGCGCACGCGCCGCAGGACGCCGUCUGGCAGCCCGUCGCCGGCACGAGGUUCAAGUUCCUGGUGUACUCUGCAUUCGCGGAGAAGCGCACGGUGGCCGCGAUCCGUAUCAUCGCCACGACCAAGACGCGCGUCGCUGACCGUGUCGUCUGCCGCCUGUGGAUGCCCAACAACACCACUUACACGCUCAAGGCUAAAGUUAAGGCGAUCAGAGAAAACUGGAGCAUGAAGUACAGCGCCACAUUCGUCCUCUGCCUGCUGCGGGACUCGGGGCUACGGCCUGACGACACAGUGGGCGCGUCGGUGGCCGUGGUGACUGCCGCUAUGCCGAACCAGCCGCCGACGAAUCUGUUGGUUGUGAGGAGCACUGAUCCUAAGCCAGGGAUUGAGGGCACACUGCACGUGUGCGUAAAACCGCUCCACUAUUCCUACUCCUCGCACGACUGGUUCAUCGAGUGGUUCGAGCUGAACCGCCUGCUCGGCGUGAGUCACUUCUACCUGUACAACGACUCGCUGUCGGCGUCGGUGAGCUGCCUGCUGCGCGACUACCGGCGGGACGGGCUGGUCACGCUGCUGCCCUGGACUACACGGCCGUUUAAUAAUCAAGUGGAUAUUAGAACCGAAAACCAGUUCGCCGCGUUCAACGACUGCCUAUACCGCUCCAUGCCGGCGGCGGGCUGGCUGCUGCUCAUCGACAUCGACGAGCUGGCGCUGCCGCGGCGCGAGCGCACGCUGGGCGCGCUGCUGGCCGCCGUGCGCGCCUCCUACCGCGCGCCCGCCAAGCCGCCCAGCGCGCUGCUCUUUAGGAACGCCUUCUUUUACCGCAUGUGGGAGGACGACAAAGACGCCCCCUACCCUCUCCACACCUCCCUCAAGACACGGCGGCGCGCGCAGCCGCAGGGGCUCAAGAACCGCAGCAAGUAUGCAGUCCGGCCGCAGGACGCCGUGGAGCUGGGCAACCACUUCAUCUGGGAGAUGAUGCCGGGGGCCAUCGCGACCGGGAUACCUACUGAGCGAGCGCUGCUGCACCAUUAUAGGAAAGCGUGUGAGUUCGGCGGCUCGUCCUGCCUGACCAACCCGUCUACAGUGGACCGCACGGCGCACCGCUGGGCCGACGAGCUGCACACGCGAGUCACCGCAAUGACCAAGCGACACGCCUUCAAGUGCUCACACACCGACCGGACAUACAACCAGAGCAGCUACAAGACGAGGCUAGACCAGAACCGGCCAUAGCGGGAGGCGCUCUGAUCGAGAGGAAUCUGACUCGCAGGCCCGAGCUCGUGACUUUUCUGAUUCGAGUAGCGGCAGACAAAAUUAUGGGUUUGUUUUGGAGACUCAAGCUAUUUUUAUGCAGACCGCAGAUGACAAAUUAUACGUGAUACACUAAUAGACAGAAUGCAAUGGAAUUAUUGCUCAAAUUCACUCACAGGCUACGAAUAACAAUACCCUCCCAGGAAACUUUUUGUAACAAAGUGUUGAAGUUAAAUUCAGCUAAGCAAGUACGUGUAGGUACUUUAUCAUGAAUAAGGAAGGCCGAGGAAAGUGCCAAGAUGAUGAAUCCCAGAUGAUUUUGGUGAGACCAAGAGAUCUAGCCUUGGCCCGGUGGUUAUGUUGGGUCGGUGCCAUUAAGAUAUUUUUGAUUGUGAUAUGAUAAUCCUUACAUGUCAAAGAGUAGGCCUCUAGAUAACCACUAUUAUAAAACUCUAGGGGCCUUUAGCUUUAAUUACUUACCCACAAAUUAAGAUUGGUGUAAAUAGCCGAUGCUUAAAUUCAGGAUUUGCUUACACGGCAGAUCACUGAUCACUUUUGUUGGUAAAAAUAGUCACUGUUCCCGCUAAUAAUUUGAAAUCAAUUAUGACUAUUUAUGACCCAGAUACUCAUUUAGAUUCCGUUAUUAUUUUGUUUUAAUCAUCACCAACUUUUCUUGAUACAAUAGAAAACACUAAGUUUAAUUUAGGUUAGGCAUUUCACAUUCCUUACCAAUAAUUAACCUUAUUUUAACCUGGCUGAUGAUAAUAAGAUAAAAGGGCUAAUAUAAUAUUUUAUGUACCUCUACCUACCUACACCAAUAUACCUACAUAUAAUUAUAAUAUGAGAUAUGCUCAGCUAACGAGAUAUUCGUAAGCGAAUGUUAUUUACAAAGUCUUUUUAAUUAUUGUUGUACAUAGAUAUUAUGUUUUUAUGUGUACAGUAUUACUUGUAAAUAUAAGAUAUUAAAAAUACUUUCAUAAAUGG
Plutella xylostella (diamondback moth) is the source of this 4248-nucleotide messenger RNA. RefSeq lists its product as uncharacterized. Gene Ontology annotation, molecular function: glycosyltransferase activity. The record is from RefSeq and is a predicted model, not a curated record. NCBI's taxonomy places the organism in Eukaryota, Metazoa, Arthropoda, Insecta, Lepidoptera, Plutellidae. Gene Ontology annotation, cellular component: cytoplasm.